CGAAUCAGGAUGGGUUUGUCAUUUUUUGGAUAUAACAAGUCAUAUAAAUAAAUGAUAUUAUCAUGCCAACAACCACUUCAGAGUUUUAAGUUUUUGAUCUUCACCUUUUUUUUUUCGUUCUUUCGUUUUUCCCGCAUAAUUCUUUAAAAAUGGGAGAUAAGAAUAAUAAAAGAAAAAGACUUGAUCCUACUUCCACCGAAAAUUUUGGUAGUAAAAAGAAUAAACGGGAUAAUGCACUUCCACGAAGACCGAAUGCCGACCAAGAGAACCAAAAUGGAUGUCGUUCUCAUAUUUUGUCGAACCGUCCUGGUUUAUUUUUGCAUUCUUGUGAUUUAGUAUUAGAAAUAAAUAACUCUGCUAAACAAAGCAGUUCAAAACAAAAGAAUAAAAAAAAUACCUAUCUUUACACCAAAUAUUUUUCGGAUGAUGAUGAUGAUUAUGCUGUUAUAGACAUCAUUUAUCCAGGUGGACAAAGAGAGAAAUUUGCUUUAGCAAGUUCUACAAAGUUUGAAUACGACCCCAUAGAUGAAUUAUUUAGAUUUGUAGAAACGUUUAUUUUUUAUUUUAUCGAUAAUGGAGUUAAAAAAGAUGACGAAGUCGAUGAACAUUCGGAUCCAAAGUCACACACUGACAUUCAAAAACGGUUUACUUAUUCUAAGGGCGGAUUAAGAAACCAAAAUUCAGUAUACAGGAACCUCCGAUCUUCUAUAAGAACCAAACGUAAAGAUAGAUUCAUUGAAGCCAUAAAAAGCUUCAAUUGUCAAAUGGAUUACUUAGUACAAAAUAAUGAUCUAGAUCCAUUCCUUAAAGAUAGGAAACCUGAGGGCUGUUUAUUAGAAUUUAUAUUAGAACAAAUUUAUGCUCGUUGUUGUAGCGAAACGGAUUUACCGAACAUUACAAAGGCUAAAUCCUUUUCUGAUGCUACUUAUGGUGAAUUGCGAUUUGCUCUUGUGGAAGAAAUGAUUCAAGAAGCAGGAAUCAAUGGAAAUUCAAUCUUUGUUGAUUUAGGCUGCGGUAUUGGAAAUGUGGUGAUUCACGUAAAUGCUAGGGUUGGGUGUGAUUCCUACGGUGUAGAGUCGAAUGAAGCUCGACAUGAAAUAGCAGAUAGACAAAUAAAUGAAUAUAAAGGCAGAAUGGCUCUCUGGGGAUUAGAUCAAACUGGUACAGUUGAAGUAAUGAAAGCCGACUUUCUCAAUUGCGAUUAUGUGGUUCGCUUGUUAAGAAAGGCGGAUGUAGUUCUUACCAAUAAUUAUGCAUUUGCCUCCUCUACAAAUGAAGCUCUUACAAGAUUGUUCUUAGAAAUGAAAGAAGGAGCAAAGAUUAUAAGUCUUAAAGAUUUUAGAACUGGCGCUAAUCGUAAUGGUCCAGAAUCGAUUUUAAAAGUUACUAAAUAUUCCUAUCCUCCAGACAGGAAUUAUGUUUCAUGGACCAAUGCUGACGGCUGCUAUUUUGUUUCAACAGUUAGACAUAAUUAAACUCGGUUGAAUUAUUUUUAUUCAUUAUAAUUAUUUAGCUAUUGAUUAGAACAAUUUUUUAAAAAAACAAUUGAAGUGUUUUCAAUUGAUAUUUUUACAACAGAUUUAAUGACUAUUAUUUUUUUUAAAAAAAAUAAUGGUUUAUUUAGAUAUUAUUAUAGAAAUUUUUUAUUAAAUCUGACAUUUUCUUAUUAAUAUUAAAUCAAUGAAAUUUUAAUAAUUU
Messenger RNA from Rhizophagus irregularis DAOM 181602=DAOM 197198, 1698 nucleotides. NCBI's taxonomy places the organism in Eukaryota, Fungi, Glomeromycota, Glomeromycetes, Glomerales, Glomeraceae. The record is from RefSeq and is a predicted model, not a curated record.